Messenger RNA from Xylona heveae TC161, 381 nucleotides. RefSeq lists its product as hypothetical. The record is from RefSeq and is a predicted model, not a curated record. The coding region runs from base 1 to 381 and encodes 126 amino acids. Lineage: Eukaryota; Fungi; Ascomycota; Xylonomycetes; Xylonales; Xylonaceae. The transcript is spliced from 2 exons.
AUGUACAUCUCACUACCGCCGCCAAGCUUGCAGAAGGCUGCUUCUUCAAGAUUUGAUCGCCGACGUUAUCCGCUGACACCGUCGACCAUAACACCUCCAUCACUGACCGCGCACACAUCAUCAGCAUCGCGGCAAGGACAAAGCACAAACGAUCAAUACGGGGCCUCAGCAUUGCUUGCGCGGGUUGCCUCAAGUCCUCCAUCGCCCCAAUCGACUUUAAAUUGUCCGCCCUUCUCUUCUGCCUCAAACUCAAAUCUACCCAUCACAAAAUUGGAUGAACAUAAAAGGCAAGAGGCUUUUGCCAAUACGCUUACCCCAUUUCAAGAUGGAUACACAAGCUUUCCCGACUUCGACAGAUUUGGAAGCCCACGACCUUCAUGA